AAAUAAAAUCUGUUAAUAACUGCCAAUUUUUAGAGGGGAAAAUAAUUUUGAAUAAUUAAGUUCACACUACAUUGAGAAUGCUCUAGUCUGCAUGAUUAUCUUUGUGCAUUUUCUUUCAAUCUUUGAGCAUUUUCUUUGUUCAUCAAUAUAUAACAAGAUCAUCUUCCUUACUGUAAAGAAACGAUUCUGACACAUUCUGCUUAAGAUAGUUCAUCAAUAUAUCAUCUUCGCCACCAGAUUGAUGACGGAGAAACGCUCGGUGGUCUGAGGAGUAGUCAGCAACUCUGAAACAUAUGGAGAAAUUUUGCGGUAGAAGAUCCAAAUCCGAUGUGUUAAUUCGAUCGUUAGAGAAGGUUGACAGGAUUAGUGAGUUACCAGAUGAGUUACUAAUUCACAUACUUUCUUUUCUUCCACCUAAAUUCGCUUGCACAACCAGCGUUCUUUCGAAGAGGUGGAAACCACUAUGCAAAUUCCUCACUGUUCUCCGUUUUGAUGAUAAAUCGGUGAAAGACUUUAUGGAAUUCAAUUUCUUCAAUAUUUUUAUCAACAAUGUCAUGCUAUCCAAAGACAUGCAACGGCAGCCUAUCAAAGCGUUUCACCUUAGGUGUCAUUCUGCAUUCUUACUUUUCAACCAUAAUGAUUGGAUUGAAGCUGCAAAACAGCGUGGUGUCGAGGAUCUGCAACUCUCCAUGCUUACGUUCAAAACAGCCUUCUCUAUACUUAUCCGGUACUACGCGGAGGGAUUUCAAACCAUAUCACCCAGCAGCAUUUUCAGCUGUCGGACCCUUGUGAUACUCAAACUCAAGAGGUUACGUGUGGCGGGUAAAAUUUUGUCUUUUGAUCUUCCCUCGCUUAAAACCCUUCAUUUAAAAGGUGUUUAUUUACAAAAUUCAGAAGAUCUCAAGAAGCUUAUUUCUGCAUCAUUGGUUCUCGAGGAUUUGUAUAUUAUGGUUGGCUACAUUGAACGAGCGAGUAUCCCAAUCAGACGAGUGAAUGAUCUAUAUCAUGUUUUAUUUAAAGCAAUAUAUUAUGAUGUCCAGUUUCUACGGUUAGAGCCGAAGCUUCCCAAUGAAAACAUCAUUUCCUAUUUCAAAGGCUCUCCCGUCUUUCGAAACUUAAUCCACCUUGAAUUAUUGUUUCAUCACUUUCAUGGCUGGGAUGAUGUUGUCGAUGUGCUCCAACAUUGUCCCAACCUUCAAAUUCUUUCGGUUGAAAAGGUUACACAAAUCCCGAAUAUCACCUUUCGGAACAGCUGGUUUCGUACAUGGGAGUUGACAUUGAAAAUCAAUCUGGAGAAGUACACAAACUGGAAAUGUCCAAAUUAUGUUCCUAAAUGUGUUUCAUCUCACCUCAGAUCAUGUGCUGUAACUGCAACCUAUCACAGCAGAAGGGAUGCACUUCUAUUUGCAACAUAUAUUUUACAAAAUGCGCAACUUUUACAGGCCAUGACAAUCAGAUAUGCAGCUUUCUCCAAUUCAAUUUACGACUGGAUGUUUUUCAAUGAAUUAAACUCGUGUCCGAAGCUUUCAGCCAUUUGUGCAAUUUCAGUUGAAUAUAUUUAGAAAGGUUUACAAGCACACCAAUUAAGUUUGAUGUUUAACUUUCCAUUGCAUUCACAAUUUACGCCGAGUAUGUUCAGUAUUUUGAUAUUUUCAACUAUCUAAAGAAAAGAAGUGUGACUUUUCAUUUCAAUGAUUGUUUAAUUUAAUUAUCCUUGAGAGCGGCAAUGCCUAAUAAUGUGGGCAUUUAAGUUGCUUGGUCCUGAAGCUAUCUUGAUGGCCUCAUUUUUACUGCAAUAUUAACUUUGCUUUGAAAGUGUAACUUUAGGUGCCUCUUAU
Molecule: messenger RNA, 1838 nt
Organism: Trifolium pratense (red clover)
Lineage: Eukaryota; Viridiplantae; Streptophyta; Magnoliopsida; Fabales; Fabaceae
Product: F-box/FBD/LRR-repeat protein At4g00160-like
Exons: 4
Coding region: 294-1562 (422 amino acids)
Molecular function (GO): protein binding
Source: RefSeq, a predicted model, not a curated record